Molecule: messenger RNA, 2000 nt
Organism: Vanrija pseudolonga
Lineage: Eukaryota; Fungi; Basidiomycota; Tremellomycetes; Trichosporonales; Trichosporonaceae
Gene: GP
Product: Envelopment polyprotein
Exons: 3
Coding region: 280-1779 (499 amino acids)
Source: RefSeq, a predicted model, not a curated record
CCACUUCCUACUCCCACUCACACACUCUUCCUUUCCACUUCUUGUCUCCUCUCUUGCUCGUCUCUCGUUACAUCUCGACGAAGUCUGCACGCAGCACACACGCACCACACCCUUAUCAGUGACGACGACCUCGACCCACAACACAAAAAGCAUCAAUCGACACGGCUCGGCACCAUCGCAUAACCCACACCCUCCCCCUCAGCCCCGUCCACCACACAACCCAACAACUCCCUUUCCACUUUCACUCACCUACCCACCUUUCCUCCCUCCCCCCUCACCAUGUCCAACUCGCCCCAAGGGCGUGUCCGUCGUCGACGGCGAGCACCCGCCCCGGCCCCAUCAGACCACGAGGCAAGGAUGAUGUUUGAGCGACCCCACCUCGAGGCUCGUCAGAGCGACACCUCGCCGAGUGCUGCUCCCUCAACCACUACUACCGAACCUCCUCCGCCGACGACUACCACUCCUGCACCUCCAACGACAACGACCGAACAACCACCAACGACCACAACGACAGAGGCACCGCCCCCCACGACAACCACGACCGAGGCUCCGCCGCCAACGACCACCACGACCCCUCCGCCUCAGCCCACGACCACUACCACCCCUCCUCCUCAGCCAACGACGACGACUACGCCGCCGCCCGUUCAACCUACUACCACCCCACCCCCGGUUCAACCGACGACCACCCCUCCUCCCGUGCAGCCGACCACUACACUGGUCCAGCCCACAACUACACCUCCCCCAGUGGUCCAGCCUACCACCACGCCGGUUCAGCCUACAACUACACCAGCACCAGUUAACCCUGGCGGCGUCACCACUUCGACCACCAUUGUGACUCCCCCGACCACGACUACUGGAGCACCGGCUACUGGCGUCCCCGUCGGGCCCACCACUUCGACGACCUUUGUCACUCCCGGGCUCGUCACGACGCCCACAACAUUGCCCGACUCGACUGCGUCGACGCUGAUCAAGCUCACCACGACCGACUCGAAGGGAAACCUCGUGACGACUGCGCCUUCGGCAUUUACCACGGCCAUUCCUACCACGUCGAAUGGUGUCGUCUACACUGUUACCCAGGUUGUGCACAACCCGUCGGGUUCGCUCGACCAGGGUUCGUCUGGCGGCUCGUCGUCGUCCUUCUUCAACAACCACGGUGCUGUUGCCGGUGUGUUCGUUGUCGUUGGUCUCGCCGUUGUGGCAAUUCUCGGCGCCCUUGGCCUGCUCUUCUACCGCCGCCGCAGACGCCAGCGUAUCGACCGUGAGGUGACUGCUGCUGCUGCCGCUGCCUCGGCUGCCGCUUCGCGCUCGCCGCUCGACGAGGUCGACGAUGUGCACUCGAGCCACCCGACGUCCGAGUCGUACCCCUCGACCAUGUCGCAGCCCAUGACCCAGUACAACCAGUACGCCGCGACGUACGGCAACGCUGGCGGCUACGACCCCUUCGCCCUCGAGGGUGCUACCACUGGCGCUGCUGCAUACGGCGGCUACCAGGCUGGCGAGCACAUGGGCCAGCAGCAGCACUACGGUAGUGCCGAGGAUCACCAGGGUUACUACUAUGACCACGACUCUGGAGGACACCACUACGACCCCCUCGAUGCCCACUACAAUGACAACGUCUCGCCGCCUACUGGCCAGCCACUGUACGGGCGUUAUGAGGACGACCCGUACGGCCACGGCGCGUACUCUGGCGGCGAGGGCAGCAUUGACACGCCUCUGGAGAGGCCCGACCCGCUGCAUGUCACCAACCCGAGCCACGGUCCCAACUUUGGCCGCCCAUAGUAGCGAUCGGCCGGCCGGCUUGAGUCUCCCCCUCUGAACACUUUGUGUUAGGUAGCUAGCUCUCACACACGUGAGGCGGUGCGAGCCCAUAUGGCGCACCGGCCUCGUCCUUGUUGCACACAUAAUCGCGACGGGCAACUGCCCGCUCGUCGCAUUCAUAGACACACUCAUUCACCUCACUCGUUUGUAGCGCCAGACAUGCAGUGCGAGUACCUGUAGUG